AUGUACAAUGCAUGGAUGGGUCCAUUUCAUACUAAUCUUGAUCAAUUUGCUAUUCGAUUUAAAACAUACACUGGACUCCGAUAUGAUAUACGAUCUGUUUUUUCUUAUUCGUUGUCAUUUGAUCAUGAAUAUCUUCAAAUAGAACUUGGUGAAGAUAUGAUUGAUCAGAAUAUGACAAAUUCAUUCGGAGUAUUCAAUGGUCAACGUUCAUAUGAAAAAUUAUUGUACACAUUCAAUCGUGUAAGAGUACCAAUCAUUGAUCAUUAUAAUUAUAAAUUUUAUGUUAAAUUGCCAUCAAACAAACAAUCUCAUAUUCAUCGACGGCUUUCUUAUAAUUUUCGAGCGUUCCAUAUUCAUACAUUACAAUGUAUUGUUCGACAACUCGAUAUUUCACCUAUGGAAUAUCUCAAAUGGAAUGAAAAAUCAUUGAUUCAUCCACCGUCAUUUAUUAUUCAUCAUUCUGUACAAAAUGAACUUGGAAAAUCGAAUAUUACUUCAACUUUAAUAUUAGAUAAUCUUUUAUUAAACACAAUCAUCGAAAAUAAAUACAAUGAUAGACUAUUUCUUAUACAAAAUAAAUAUCUCGUCAUGUUAAUGAUCGAUUUUAAUGAAAAUAAUCCAGAAAUUCUACGUCAAUUUGAUGAACAUUCACCGUUUAAAAUUAUUUCUAUUGAUACUAUCGAAUUAGUUAGAGACUAUCACAUUGUAGUGGCAAAUAAUUUCCGUUCAAAAUAUAUCUAUUUUCCAAAUGAUUCACACCUUGGAGAUUCCAAUACUAGUGAAUGGCUUCAUCAACGAUUGAUACAUAUCAGUGAUCUAUAUCGACACCGUUUGGAACAAGAACAGAUUCGUCAACAACAAGAGAUUCUACAGGCUCACCAAGAAGAGCAUGAACGCCAUCUCAAGGCUCUUAGAGAAGAAGAGGCGGAAUAUCAAUAUCGUACCUAUGGUUAUGACUUCAAUCGAAUGUGGCACCGUAUAACAUCGGCAUCACCUCGUUUUAUUGCACAAUUUCGUUUAGAAGGUCGUCAAGUAGUCAAUAUUGAUCAAUCCAAUAUAGAAUGCAGUCUUUGCUACGAAGAAUUCCUUAUUGGUCAGCAUUUCGCUCAAUGGCCUUGUGAACCCAAGCAUACUUUUCAUUUUGAUUGUAUGUUAAGUGCAUUGCGAGCACGAAAUACUUGUCCAUUAUGUCGACAUCCAGUCGAAGCAGCUUAUCUACCUAGUAGAGAGACUGUACUUCAAUACAUGACAAGAAGAGUAAUACCUCGUUUCUAUACUUGA
Molecule: messenger RNA, 1281 nt
Organism: Rotaria sordida
Lineage: Eukaryota; Metazoa; Rotifera; Eurotatoria; Philodinida; Philodinidae
Source: the annotation of a GenBank genome assembly